GUCUAGUGGGUCUGCGUUAAUGGCGACAGUGGUGUAAAUGGACCAUUAACAGUUUAUGGUUGAGUGAAUACUUAGUAAAAAGAAAAAGAGUCUUUACUGUUCUCUUCUUUUUGUCUGGACGUUUUUUUUAAAAAUUAAAAAAAAAGAAAAGGGAUGAGUUUUGUUGUCGGAAGUGGGAGUGGUGGUGGCGGAGGUGGAGACGGUGGUGGUGGUGGUAGUAGUAGCCAACGUCACGGUGACGGCUCUGAAACUGAUAAGAAGAAGAAACGUUACCAUCGUCAUACUGCUCAACAGAUUCAACGCCUUGAAUCGAGUUUUAGAGAGUGUCCUCAUCCAGAUGAUAAGCAGAGGAAUCUACUUAGCAAAGAGUUGGGUUUGGCUCCUAGACAGAUCAAGUUUUGGUUCCAGAACAGAAGAACUCAGCUUAAGGCACAACAUGAGAGAGCAGAUAACAGUGCGCUAAAAGCAGAGAACGAUAAGAUACGAUGCGAGAACAUAGCCAUAAGAGAAGCUCUCAAGCAUGCUAUAUGCCCAAACUGUGGAGGUCCUCCCGUUAGUGAAGAUCCUUACUUAGAUGAGCAAAAGCUUCGCAUGGAAAAUGCACAUCUCAGAGAAGAGCUUGAAAGAAUGUCAACCGUUGCAUCAAAGUACAUGGGAAGACCAAUCUCAUCUCAUCUCUCAACACUACAUCCAAUGCACAUCUCACCGUUGGAUCUGUCAAUGACUAGUUUAACUGGUCCUUCACUGGAUUUCGAUCUUCUUCCAGGAAGCUCUAUGUCACUGCCUUCUCAGUCUAGUAGUAACUUUGCUGUAUCUGACAUGGAUAAGCCUAUUAUGAACGACAUUGCUAUGAAUGCGAUGGAAGAGUUGCUCAGGCUUGUUCACACAAACGAACCUUUAUGGACUAGAGGAGAUGGUGGGAGAGACGUUCUCAAUCUUGGAAGCUAUGAGAAUGUUUUUCCAAGUUCAAGUAACCGAGGGAAGAACCAUCACCUUAGAAUUGAAGCGUCUAGGUCCUCUGGGAUUGUUUUCAUGAAUGCUAUGUCACUUGUCGACAUGUUUAUGGAUAGUGGCAAGUGGGCAGAGUUGUUUCCUUCAAUAGUUGCAGCUUCUAAAACACUUACAGUGGUUUCUUCAGGAAUGGGAGGUACCUAUGAGGGUGCAUUGCAUUUGAUGUAUGAAGAGAUGGAAGUUCUUUCUCCAUUAGUAGCAACACGUGAGUUCUGCGAGCUACGCUAUUGUCAGCAGAUAGAACAAGGAAGCUGGAUAGUUGUGAAUGUCUCAUAUCAUCUUCCUCAGUUUGUGUCUCAAUCUCACUCAUAUAGGUUUCCAUCUGGAUGCUUGAUUCAAGACAUGCCUAAUGGAUAUUCCAAGGUUACUUGGGUUGAGCAUACUGAAACCGAAGAAAAAGAACCAAUCCAUGAGCUAUACAGAGAGAUAGUUCACAAAGGGAUUGCUUUUGGAGCUGAACGGUGGGUUACUACUCUCCAGAGAAUGUGUGAAAGAUUUGCGUCUCUAUUGACACCAGCAGCUUCAUCCCUAGGUGGAGUGAUUCCAUCGCCUGAAGGGAAGAGAAGCAUGAUGAGACUUGCUCAUAGAAUGGUUAGCAACUACUGUAUAAGUGUCAGCAGAUCUAACAACACUCUCUCAACAGUUGUAGCCGAGCUGAACGAGGUUGGUGUUCGUGUGACUGCACAUAAGAGCCCUGAACCAAACGGCACUAUCCUCUGUGCAGCUACCACUUUCUGGCUCCCAAACUCUCCUCAAAACGUCUUCAACUUCCUCAAAGACGAAAGAACACGUCCUCAGUGGGAUGUUCUUUCAAAUGGAAACGCUGUGCAAGAAGUUGCUCACAUCGCAAAUGGAUCACAUCCUGGAUGUUGCAUAUCUGUUCUACGUGCAUCGAAUGCAUCACAGAGUAACAACAUGUUGAUUCUACAAGAAAGCUCAAUAGACUCAUCAGGGGCACUAGUAGUCUACAGUCCAGUGGAUUUAUCAGCACUGAACAUUGCAAUGAGCGGUGAUGAUACCUCAUACAUUCCCCUCUUAUCCUCAGGUUUCUCAAUCUCACCAGACGGAAACCACAACAGCUCAAGUGCUGAGCAAGGAGGAGGAGCCUCAACUAGCUCAGGACGGUCAUCAUCAAGCGGCUUUGGAGGAGGAGGAUCACUGAUAACGGUUGGAUUUCAGAUAAUGGUUAGCAACUUACCGUCGGCUAAGCUGAAUAUGGAGUCUGUGGAGACGGUUAAUAACCUGAUUGGAACCACAGUGCACCAAAUUAAAACGGGGUUGAACAACUGUCCUAGUGCUUCAACUACAGUUUGA
This is a messenger RNA of Eruca vesicaria subsp. sativa (arugula), 2325 nucleotides long. The record is from the annotation of a GenBank genome assembly. NCBI's taxonomy places the organism in Eukaryota, Viridiplantae, Streptophyta, Magnoliopsida, Brassicales, Brassicaceae.